AUGGAGUCUAAGCCGAGCCCGGUCGUUGAGGGCAUCACAAGCACACCAUCCAUCGGCGAGUCGGCCAACGGAAAAGACUCCCCCGCCCCGCCCCCUAAGCAAUCCGGUAUUUCGGGAUUUUUCCAUUGGCAUGAGCCCGGCACCUCACGCGAGGAGAAGAGGCUCAUUUUCAAGCUCGACUGGUUCCUCUUGAGCUUCUCAUGCCUCACGUUUUUUGUGAAGCAGUUGGAUCAAAACAACAUUUCAAAUGCUUAUGUCUCGGGCAUGUCCGAAGAACUCGGGUUUGGUCCUGGCAACGAGCUCUCGUGGAUGAACACCUACUUCAGCAUUGGUACCAUCAUUGGUGGCACUUUUUCGAACUUGAUGCUCACUGUAGUCCGGCCUCGCUAUUGGCUCCCCGGAUGCCUGCUUGUGUGGUCUUUGUUCGUUUUGUUUCUCUUCAAGUGUAACAACGCCCACGAGUUCUACAUCUUGCGAUUCUUCAUCGGCCUCUUUGAAUCGGCGGCCUGGCCAGGAGUCAUGUUUUGCUUAGGUUCGUGGUACCGCAAAAGCGAGUUGGCCCGCCGCAGCGGUCUUUUCGUCAUGAGCGGCGUCCUUGGACAAAUGUUCAGCGGGUACCUACAAUCUGCGCUAUUCAGCGGGAUGCAAGGCAAGGGCGGCAUGUCAGCGUGGCGCUGGCUCUUUAUCUUUGACUUCAUUCUGGGAGUUCCCGUUGCCAUUUAUGGCAUUACUUGCUUCCCAGAUACGCCACACACGACUCAAGCAUUCUGGCUGACGGAAUGGGAGAAAGAGCGCGCCCGGCAGCGCAUUGAAGAAGAGGGCCGCAAGCCUGUUGGCAAGAUGAACUGGUCCGUUAUCCAACGCGUCUUUGGAUCCUGGCAAGUGUACGCCUUCACAGCUGGCUAUGCAUUCUGGACCCUUACAUGCGGCUCCUACGCGAUCCAAUACUUCACACUGUACCUCAAGUCUCGCGGCUGGUACACCGUCCCCGAGAUCAACAACAUUCCUACUAGCAUCGGCGCUGUCAACUUCGUGUUCAUGAUUUCAACCGGGUACAUCGCCGAUAAAAUAGGGAACCGCGGUCCUGUAUGCUUCGGGGUCGGUUCCCUGCUUACCUUUUGCUACACUAUUCUCACGGCUUGGAGCGUCCCCCACGAGUUACGAAUGGCCGCUUUCAUCAUGCUCGGCUGUUACGGCUGCUACACACCACUCCUAGCUGGAUGGGCUAACGAGGCCUGUGGAGGCGAUCAGCAAAAGCGAGCGUUCAUCCUAGGAUUCAUGGUGUCCGUCGGUCAGGCCGUCGUUAUUCCGUUUCAGCAAUUGCAACUCCCCAGCGGACAAGCUCCCGAGUUUAAGCAGACUCACGGUUGGCCCAGCGCCUUGGCAUGGGUGGUGGCUUUGACCCUUUGGACAGGCAUCGGUAUUCCUUUUUUGCAGAAAUGGCGCGAUGGAAAGACCAAGGUUGUGUCUUCCGAGGAUGUUCUUGAGGAGUAA
Messenger RNA from Ilyonectria robusta, 1494 nucleotides. RefSeq names its product major facilitator superfamily transporter. Gene Ontology annotation, biological process: transmembrane transport. The record is from RefSeq and is a predicted model, not a curated record. Gene Ontology annotation, cellular component: membrane. The coding region runs from base 1 to 1494 and encodes 497 amino acids. The transcript has 4 exons. Lineage: Eukaryota; Fungi; Ascomycota; Sordariomycetes; Hypocreales; Nectriaceae. Gene Ontology annotation, molecular function: transmembrane transporter activity.